GGAGUCACCAGCUGAAUGUCAGCUAGCUCCAGACCCUCUUGUGUUACAGAAUCUUUCUGAUCAUGCUGCUCGUUCAGCACACAAUGACCAUGCUAUCCAGACUGGAUCAGUAGCCUGUCAUAGUCCAACUAUACCUUCACAGAAUACACUUGAAAAAAACAGUCGCCGCUGACCAUCUAAUGAAAUAUAAUGCUAAAGAACAAGCCCAUGGUCUGGAAUCUCCUAUGGAAGUGACAAGAGAAGGCAGUUUGUCUGAUGCCACCAGCAGGAAUGGGCAGCAGGCGGUUCUAGAUGUACCAUUGCCUUCAGAACAGCUGGAUCCAAACCAAAUGAAUGAGUUUCCUUUGGAUCUUCAGACAUACAAAGAACCAGUGAGUGAACAAUGUCUGGAUAAACGGAAUGAACCAACUGAGCCAGAACAUCCUUGUAAUGUCAGUGCCCUUGAGUUACCUGCUGUGGGGGAGCAAGGCCUUAUAAACAUCCAUCCAGAAUCACCCAUUGACUCUCUUACUGAGAGAAGAGAAAGUGGGCUGGAGAAUAUAGAGCUUUUGUGUGGGAAAGAAAAUAUCCCAGUGUCCGCAUCCUGUGGCUGUUCACAUACAGAAACCUUCAUGGAAACAGAUGUAGCUGAGCAGUCUGUCGUCACAGUGCAUAGCUUGUCAUGCAAACAGAACGCUCAAGCGAAGAAUAUUGGUGGAUCUGUUCUGAACUUAGAUUGUUCUUUGAUGCAGAUGGAGUCAUCAAAGCAUGACCCCUCUGUGUCUGUAUUUUCAAGUAACCCGGUUUCCACUAGUGAUUUACUGCAGCCUGACACCAAUGUUGAAAUGACUGCAAUAUGUACUGAGUUACAUAAUUUAUCAGCCGAAAAUAGCUCUUCCUCCUCUGACAUUCAUCAGCUGAACGGUGAUACAGCAGCAUCCACUGAAGAGCCAAGUUUAUCUUUAACAGCAGCGUUGAAGGAGCUUCAUGAACUUUUGGUUAUAAAUAGUAAAGGAGAUUCUGUCAUUUUUAUGUCUGAAGAAGACACAGGACAGCCAGAAACUGUUCUUGAAGAGCAAAUGGAAUGCAAGGAGCUUUCUGAUGAUGAUCAUGAAAGUGUGGAUCCAGAGAGUGGGGAUCUAAAUAGUUCCUUUCAUAUGGUGAUGCCUGAACAUGUGAACCCUGAGGGGCUAGCAGGGGCACUAUCUUAUGCUAUGGGAAUAGAAAAUGCUAGCAUCAAGAUUUUAACUAGCAGCCAGUUAACUGUUGAAAAAGAUGCUCUCGAGAUACAGAAGUCAUCAAGUAAGAGUAAUUCUGUCAUUCUGAGCUCAGUUGCAACAUUUGAUCAACUACAGAGUACUGAGCAGGCAGAAAUUUUACCUGAAUGUUUAGUAAAUGACCAAGUUCCAGCCAGUCAGUCUUUAGAGCUGAAUAGAUCACGUUCACCUGAGCUCACGGUGGAGGAUGAUGUUCCUCAGGAUGCUCAGAGCCUGUUAACAGCAGUGUCUGAAAGAACUGACAGUUCCUCAAAUCCUGAAGAUCCAAGGCCACCAUGUGGACUUGUUGAGCCAUUGCUCUGCCCACCAAUCAGCAAUCUGGAAGUGCACUCCAGAGCUCCUCUGCUGCCUGUUUUCCCUGCGGCAGACAUUAACCAGAUUCUGUGCGCUGGCUUUACCAUGCGGGAAGCUCUUGAAGCUUUGGAGCAAGCUGGCGGAAAUGCAAACCUUGCUCUUCUCUUUUUAUUAGCCAAGAAUAUUGUAGUUCCUACGUGACCAUGGAAAAGAUGGCCUGGCUGCUCCAUCCUCCUUUUAAAGAACGUAUCUAAAUUAUAUAGAAUAACCUGCAAGCCGAAUGUUGUCAGAUUUUUAAAAAAAAAUUAUUUUCAGCCAAAGUAAUUUAUGAUCUCUUCUGUGUGUCAUGCGUUAAAUUUGGGCCUUUUAAAAGAAAAGUCUUGGCAUUGUGUAAACACAUUAGCUUUGAAUUUUCCUUGAGAUGGUGCAUACUGGAAUAAAAUUGUUUUUAUUUAAUUGUAUGAUUUUAGAAUGAGCUCCAAUAUUGUGAAUUAAAAAGCAGAAGCCAUUGAGAAAACC
Molecule: messenger RNA, 2069 nt
Organism: Mauremys mutica (yellowpond turtle)
Lineage: Eukaryota; Metazoa; Chordata; Testudines; Geoemydidae
Gene: RSC1A1
Product: regulator of solute carriers 1
Exons: 1
Coding region: 180-1751 (523 amino acids)
Source: RefSeq, a predicted model, not a curated record